Molecule: messenger RNA, 1668 nt
Organism: Aureobasidium namibiae CBS 147.97
Lineage: Eukaryota; Fungi; Ascomycota; Dothideomycetes; Dothideales; Saccotheciaceae
Product: DUF155-domain-containing protein
Exons: 2
Source: RefSeq, a predicted model, not a curated record
CAAACAAUGGCUGCUCCAGUGAAGAAGCGAGGUCCGACCGUGCUGGUCACGGACGCGCGCGAACAGCAGCCUCAGCGACCGGCUCCUCUACCUCGUACUGCCACGACCAAACUCAUAUCUGUCGACAACGUUUUGCAGUUCUCCUCGGACAUUCCCUCCGCCCAAAGACGUGGUCCUCCUGGCGGCUUCAGACCCGCACAACAUACGCGCACUCCCAGCGGCCGACAUCCUCUGGAGCCGAAGUUAGCAGGUCGCUCUCUCGCCAUUCCCGUCGGAGGCCCUCACAUCCCAGCCCGAAGCUCCAAAGUCAGCGAGAAGCUCGUUCUGCUGCCCGAGACCAGCGAAAAGACUCCAUCAGAGGAGGACGAAGACGAAGAUGAUGCCCCACCCUCAGAUGAACAGAUCCGCCGCCGAAAAUCUCCCAGGAACGGUGACAAGAGUUAUGCCGAGCGCCUGUCAAAAGCAAGUCGCGCAGACAAACUGGCCAGAGUGACGGCUUACUGCACUGCUCAGAGCUACCGUCUACGUGCCACAGCAGACUUUGUACGAGAACAACACGGCGCCCGCACGAAACUCUACGACGAUUGUCUGUAUGCUGUAUACCAGCUUCCUCUUCUCGGUGGUAGCGAUGGCUACCGCAUCCGCAGUAGUCCUGUCUUGAAGAACCCUGGAGGUAGAAGCAUCCUGGACGAGCAGAUUGAAGCCAACGAGCGCCGCGAUCACCGAGAAGGCUGGAUGGAGGAGAGCGAUGAGUACACGGUCCACGGUAAUGCCCGCGACCAUGAAGAACCAAACUUCCGCCGUCACAGCCACUCGAGCGAUCUCUCAAGUGGAGGACACGGCACUAUUGCUGAUGCUUUAUCUGUCGCCGAACUCUAUGUCUUCAGCUACGGUGUUGCCGUCUUUUGGAAUUUUACUGCCCAUCAAGAGAAGGAUAUUCUGGCCGACUUGACUUUCAGCAGCUCCUCGAACAUCCCUACAAAGCUUAGCAGUACUUCUACACCUACCUUAACUAACACCUUGGGCCUGGUGUCACGCCCACUCAGCGAAGCCGACUUUGAGACUGAAGACUUCCACUUCGAAUACAACGAUGAGAUUGACAAGCCGCGCAUAUUCAACGAUAUGAUCACACUACGUACAAACGAUCAUAUGAUCAAGUUGGCCAUGAGCCAUGCCAUCUCACAAUCAACCAAGCUCAGCUACUUCGAAGAACGAAUGCAACGCACCAUGUCAGAGGCCCAAUACGUCCCUCGCAAACUAGCUCUCGAAGGACAGCUCGGUAUGAGUCGAAGUCAGGUUGUCAGUCUUGUCGGCAAACUCUUCCAAGGUCGUGUCGACGUCAACCUCAGCUCGAAUAUGCUCGACACGCCGAACUUCUUCUGGGACAGCGAACCCACGUUGUUACCCCUCUACGCCGCCGUCCGCGAGUACCUCGAGAUCAAACCACGCAUUCAAGUCCUGAACGAACGAUGCAAAGUCUUUUUAGAUCUAGCCGAGAUCCUCUCUGACGCCAUUGCCGAUACGAAGAUGACCAAAAUCACAUGGAUUGUUAUUGUCUUGAUUGUAAUAUCAAUUCUGGUCACAUGCUCAGAAGUCAUUCUGAGAUUCGCCAUUCUGAGCAAGGGUGAGGGGCAAGGCGCUGCAAGCCCGAGUCCGAGAGAGCUUUGA